AGAGAAUUGACCAAUAACAGCGCUGACAUUUGUGUUUUGAACGAAACGCGGUUUAUGCCUGUGUCCAGCAGGUUUGUUUGUGUACGUCACAGCACUUUUGCUUCUCUUGGAUACAUUUGUUUGUGCAUGUUUGGAAGUUGCACAAGUGAGUUCUGCGCUUCAUGAGUAAUGUCCUCCAGGAACGUGAUUUCUACUGGGGAAGGCUUGCCCUCCAGUAGACAUGGAGAGCGAACCCCUUUGCGGAGUCUGGGCAAUGACAUGCAGUACUUGUCAACUCCAUCUCAUCAAACGAAAUCGAAAUCACUGCUCAGUGUGGAUGACUUAAAUACAGCACAAGGUGACGUUCCUCUCUUUGACUCUGGGUCACACAUGCACUCUCCAGCCAAAGAUGAAAUCGAAAAUAAUGCUCCUGUGAAUGACACCAGAGCUGCUGAAGAUACGUGUGAACUUAGAGAUGUAACACUUAAAUCCUUCCUCUUUACUGGUAGUGAGGUUGAAAUUUCAGACCCUUCAGCGUGUGCAGAGGAGAGUUUUGUUUUGGCAAAUGAUCAAGUGAUUAAAAACACUUGUGAAAAAGAAGAUACGGUCGGGUCCAUUAGCAUGAUCAUGCAGUCAUGCAGUGAGCAUAUAGAACAUCCUUACCACAAAGCUGAGAUUCAAGAUGUUUCUCUGGUUGACAAAAAUACAGCAUGCCUCCAUGAAACCCCCAGCACAACCGUGGAUUCUGAGUUAGAUGACAAAUGCACCUCACAAGAUUCUGAAGAUUUUCAAAAUGACUGCUGUGGAGAGACACACACCACCUGGAAAUCUCUCAUCUCUGAUGGAGGUGAGGUCGAAAUAUCACAAGUUACCAUGCUACAAAGCAAUAUAAUUCCUGUGCCAAGGCCGCAACUCCCUGACUCUUCGCAAGAUAAUUUAAAUUCACUUAACCUUGCUGACUGUGACCAACUGUACCAAGCUGAUCAUGCUAGUAAUUUAUACUCUAGCCGGAAUGGUAUUUCUGUCAUCUCCACCUUGUCUGAGAGCCCUAAUUCUUCUGACAAGGGUGUCAAUGUCCUGAGCAAUGUAACCUUUAAGUCAUUUAACUGCACUGGAGGUGAGAUUGAAAUAUUAGAUGGCACCAAACUUGGAGAAGAGACUGUUCCCCUACCAGUCAACCACAUUGACACAUGCAGUUAUGAUGUAAAUGCAAGCAUUUUAGUUGGCGAUCAUGCUCUCCCAAACUGCAAAGAUCAUUCAGAUCAUCCAUAUUGUAAUAUUGAAAAUAAUUCAACUAGUCAAAAUGGAAAAAAUUCAACUGCCCUGGAAACAUUGCAGCACAUCUCUGAUGUUAUGGAUGAGGUGGAACGAAGCAGCUCAGUGGUAUUGAAUAACCAUACUGGCACACUUGAUAGAGGUUUAGUUGACUCAGCUGGACAUGAGGUUGAAAAUUCUGAGUGUGCCCAUUUGAUUGAGAAGACUUCCCCACUUAGCAAAGACAAGACUGUGUUGCCCCCUUAUACCGAUGUAGUACCUAUUUGUGUCGCAAAAGGCCACAUUCAAGAGGACUGCAACCAACCCAGCUGUCAUGCAGGAAAGGAGGAUAAUGAGGAUAUGCAAGAAACAUCAAAGUAUUUCUUAUAUACUGAGGACAGUUGCUUACCUUUUGUAGGGUGUCCCACACCCGUGGAAGUACCUGAAGAUCUAAAAAAUUCAGAUUCCUGUGAAACCUCUCCUGAAUCCACUGAAGGAAAAGACAGUGCCCUUGGUUCAACCGGCAAUGGACCUGUUUGCAUUUCUGAAGAAAAACCUAGUUCAGAGAACCUCGGUGAUGUUUUGAAAGUGCUGUCAGAGUGUCCCUCAGUAGCAUCGGCUUUGCAGUUAGAAGUCCUCAGUCCAAUUUUGAGACGAGUCUCUCUGUCAACACAAAAGGCGAAAAGCGAUCCCAUUUUUGACCAGUUUUUAGGUGAUGAUUCAGCUCUUCAUGUUGAUAAAACCUUUGCUGCUCCCAGUAAACUCUACCCUGCUGGGUUAUGGGCAGAACAGUUGGAAAGUCCCAUGCCUCGACCACUUUUCAACUCUACAGCACUUGGUUGCAAUCCCCGGUCAGUCCCAACUACUGAGACAGAUGAUGUGCAUGGGCCCCUGGUCAUGCCUCAGUCUAAAGUGGAAAAGCCAGGUCUGGAUAUCCCAGUGAUACAAGAUGGACCUCUUCAACAGCAGCUACGGCAGAUGGCAGAGUUUCUCAUGUUGGCAUUGGGAACGGUGCAUCCCACUGCCGUAUCUGCUUCAUCAGCAAGACCUAAUCCAGUUGAAACUCAAAGUGUUUGUGUGGGCACCACCUCUGUGCGAAUGGUAGACCACAGCCUCAACACAUCAGGCCAAUUUGAAAGGAAGAGGGAGUUCUCUGUGGCUGAUUCCUGCACCCUUACUGACCCGCUCCUAUGGAAUGUACCUCCAGGCAGCCUCGAAUGUCUUCCUAGACAAGAGCUGGAGCAGAGGUUGGCUUCUAGUAUGAUCAUGGUGGAGGCUCUGGUGCAGCAGCUGGCUGCAGCUAGAGUACCCAGAUGCCCCUCAGCAGGCCCUGCACCUUCAGAGCUCAGGGAGAAACUAGUGCAGACAGACCACACUGAGCUCAAUCAGACAACAAUGUACAGAGACCUUUAUAUGGAGGCUCUGAGCAGGAUUAGCCAGUUGGAGCUGGAUGGACAUUUACAACAAAACCUAAUUCAGAGUUUGCAGGACAUGAGGGUCACCAUGACGUCUUUGAGUAGUGACACCGAAGCUGCUCUAUCCAACAUAUUGCAGAUAGGUGACUUUACCAGAGGAGACCAUCAAAGCCUCGUUUCACAUUAUGGCCAGAUGAAGUCUCUCUUAAAGAAAACAAAGGAGACACAGAAAGGAAUGGUACAGAAGGUCAAAGAUGCUCUUCAACAGAGAAAUGACAUGAAGACACAGAUGGAGGAAGCCUUCACAGCCAAGGAGGCGGCUUUCAGUGCGAUGGGACAACUGAGGACACAUUGUGCCACACAGAUCUCAGAGCUAGAGACGUGUGUGGGGUCUCAGCAAGAACUCUUGGCUGCCUUGAACCAGGCACACCCAGAAGAGAUUGCAUUAAACCAGGCCUUCAAUGAAACACUAAACGUUGCCUCUGAUCUUUUAAAUCAAACCAUGAAGGACCAUUCCAGUUUAAUGAACGAACUUUGUACUGUAAAAGGUCUUGUUAAGAAAACUGCCCCGAUGCUUGUAAACCUGAAGGAGAAGGCAGCAGCAGCUUUGAGAGAGAGAGAUGAGCAUGCAUCUGCCAGAGAACAAGCCAUCGAAGAGAGAGAGCAGAUGGAGGAAGAAUUGAACCAAGCUAACAUGGAUCUCCAAACUGCCAGAGAACAAAUCUGUGAUUUAAAUCUCCAGGUGACAAUUCUCACCUCAGAGAUGGGCGUGCUGCGACAGAAGCUAACGGAACAUGAAGAAGAACGUGGUCAGCUGGAGAGGAAGGUGACAGAGCUGUCUGCUACUGUUUCCUCCUCUUUGGCCUCCUACACCUUUUUGGAGCAAGCGCUUGCUUCAGAGACUACAAAAUUGCAGCAGUCAUGGAAGGACGUCCAACAAGCCAAGGACAGAGCGAAUGAGUUUGAGAUGUCACUGGGUCAGUCAGAGCAGCGUGUUUCUGAGUUGAGUCAGUCUCUGGUUCAGAGCGAAGAGCAGCUCAGACAGCUGCAAACGCUCUCACAAGCCCAGAAAGAGCAGAUCCAGCAGCUCCAAGAUCUUUGCAAGCAGCUCAGUGGUGUGCAAGAAAUGAAUGAGUUCUUGCAGAUGGAAAAUGAACUGGCAAGGGAGCAGAUGUCUGAAAGUGAGCAUAUGCUGAGGGCUAAUCUGCAGGGACUCCGAGAGAGAAACAUCGAAUGUGAAGACCUAAGAGGCGAACUUGGUCAACUUCAGCUUCAGAAUAGAAAGUUGCAAGAGCAGCUGGAAGCCACAAGGUGUCGAGGCAGGGCGACUCAGCUGGAGCUUGAAGAGAAGCUAUCUCAGACAGUCACUGACAUCACUUUGCUGCAUCACACACUGCGAGGACUGACCAAUGAACUUCAGGCAGCUCUUUGUGACCAGAAACCAGAAGCAUCAAAGGACGUACACAUAGUAGAGCGCCGUCACCCCUCUAGCUCUUUGGUGGACAGUGUUAUAGUUGCGUUGACUAAUAAGGAGGAGGACAUUGUCAACACAGGGAUCCUUCCUGAACCAGACAUUCCCAAGCCACAGUGUGAAGCGUUGUUUAGCGAGACAAGCGCCUUUACCCGCAUCGCAGUCAUCACCCCUAAAAAGAAUGUCAAUGCGGUAGAGCUUGGACCAGAGGAGGAUGAGCACACAAGUGCGGCGGAGCUGCUGGCUGACCUGAGCAGCACCGUCGCAGAGCUGGUCGACACCGUGAACCUGGUGCGACAGCGUAAGGACGCUCAGCUGGAAGAGCUGCACAGCAACAUCUGUGGCCUGCAGAGGGAGCAGCAGGCUGCUAACAGCAGACACGAGGCUGAAGUAUUUGGGCUUAAGCAUCAGCUUCAACAGCUAAACAGCCUGGUUGAGAAGGGCCAGCAGGCGCUGCAGCAAAAGGCUCAGGAUGAAAAAACUGUGGCAAAGCUGAUGGCAGACCUAAAAGAGACCCAUGAAAUUCUAAAUAAACACAAGACUGACAGUAACGAAUUGAUGAUGGAGGUGGCAGAGCUACGUCGUUCUCUGCAGCAGUCGAAAGUGGAGUCUCAGUUCCUGCGCAAGGAGUUGAUAAAAACGGGCGGCCAGUCGGCUACACCAGCGCAAUUCAUGGAGGAGAAGAUCCAGUUAUUAAAAGAGAUGGAGAGACUGAAGUUGAGUCUUUGUGAGGUGGAGCAGGCCAGAGUGAAACUACUUGAAAGAGCGAAGAGACACCAAAUGAUCCAUCAGACCAACCAGCUGAAAAGUGAGACGGAGCUCCAGAUGUUGAACAACAUGAUCAAUAACGUCAGAAAGACUCUGCUGUCUUUACCUGAGGGUGUGAAGAAUUGUGAACAAAUCAGACAGCUUGUUGAGUACCUUGGCUAAAAGUUGUAUUUUUCUUGUAUAUGUUUAUAUGUUUGUAUUUAUAGCUGUGCUAUGUUUAAGCUUGUUUGGCCUUUAGAAUUUUAAUAUUAAAUGUUGAAUGUGAA
This is a messenger RNA of Betta splendens (Siamese fighting fish), 5153 nucleotides long. It is a transcript of the gene spag5, whose product is annotated as sperm associated antigen 5. NCBI's taxonomy places the organism in Eukaryota, Metazoa, Chordata, Actinopteri, Anabantiformes, Osphronemidae. The transcript is spliced from 25 exons. The record is from RefSeq and is a predicted model, not a curated record. Gene Ontology annotation, biological process: regulation of attachment of spindle microtubules to kinetochore; cell division. The coding region runs from base 169 to 5049 and encodes 1626 amino acids.